AUGCGUGAUGCUUUGCCCACAACAACACCGAAGCUCGUAUCUCGUCCCGCACCACCCGCCCAUCCUCAGGCAGCACCUGGCGCCAAAGUCGACCGCUCCUCCGCCUCGUACUUUCUGCACAGGAUCGCGAUGGUAGACUUUGGUAAGUAUGCCUCCUGCUCGCAGAGUCCGCUUCGCCAGCCACCUAGUCAUGUCAGAAUCGCUCACCAUGCUUCACGCAGGCUUCUGGGGCGAUCUCGCCCUGCGAACUUGGGUCAAUAUGAAUCCCUCGACACAAUGGGCAAAUCAUCAAAUUGAGCCUUACAGAGGCCUUCCGUUCGGGACAUAUCUACAUUCGGCGCGUCCUCGACGACAGAGAACGCUGACCGGUCCUCUCGAUCCCUCCCACGAGUCACUGUGGCACAGGGUCCAGAUCAUGUCCGCCCUCGAGCCGGAGCAGCGGACGGACGAGCAGUCGGACUGUGGCUUUCUGGCCAAGCUACCCUUUGACAUCCGCAUCAUCAUCUACGAAAUGAUCCUAGGCGGAAAGGUGCUUCACCUCCAAGCGCCGAGCCAGAAGAGCCGCAUCUUGCACUACAUCUGCAAGCACCCCGACCGGAUCGAUGAGGCUCGUAUCCAUCAGGACUGUUCAGAGUACUCGACCAAACGGCCGUCGUUCGCGCCCCGUGAAGACUAUCCGCAGGCCAGUGGCUUGUUACCCCUCCUGGUCACCUGCCGCAAGGUCUAUUCGGAGGCCAUCAACACGCUCUACAGCGCCAACACGUUCGAGUUCAACCAGAUCUUCGCAGCCUUCACGUUUCUGCGGUAUAUGAUACCGCCGCAGCGCCUGCACUCCUUACGCCACUUUCGCCUCCAUCUCCGUAUCCCAAGACAUCCAAUGCUGAACAGUCGCGCAACUCGCGACUGGCAAGACCUAUGGACGUUCUUCAGCGAGGAGACAUCCGGCCUGCAGAGCUUGUACCUCCAGCUUCUCAUGUUACAGCCCAUGGAAGCACAUAUCGAAACGACUGCAGAUGAUGAGGCCGACGCGUGGAUCCGGCCGAUGGUGUUGAUGGCGGUCGGUGCACACCAUCGACGCGGCUGCAAAGUUGAAAUCGGCACCAGGAAUGCGAGACACGAGCCGGCGAAGAUUUUGAUGGAUGUCACGAAGGCGAAUCCCGACGCAAGCUCUGAGGAGGCUCUACGACUGACCUGUGCUGCCCUGCACGAGCGCAUUCGACUUUCUUUGGGCUGA
This is a messenger RNA of Lecanosticta acicola, 1234 nucleotides long. NCBI's taxonomy places the organism in Eukaryota, Fungi, Ascomycota, Dothideomycetes, Mycosphaerellales, Mycosphaerellaceae. The record is from the annotation of a GenBank genome assembly.